Messenger RNA from Gilbertella persicaria, 1415 nucleotides. RefSeq lists its product as uncharacterized. Gene Ontology annotation, molecular function: protein binding. Gene Ontology annotation, biological process: SCF-dependent proteasomal ubiquitin-dependent protein catabolic process. Gene Ontology annotation, cellular component: SCF ubiquitin ligase complex. The record is from RefSeq and is a predicted model, not a curated record. The coding region runs from base 77 to 1375 and encodes 432 amino acids. Lineage: Eukaryota; Fungi; Mucoromycota; Mucoromycetes; Mucorales; Choanephoraceae. The transcript is spliced from 3 exons.
GUCAAAUUUAAACCCUAUAACAAUCCUUAGGUUUCGAUUCCCGCUUAUCUCUUUUUCUUUCUUUUUUUUUUUCCAAAUGAACAACUACGGUAGCAAUGAACAACAAGAAAAAGCACUUGAAGAAUUUCGAAAUGCUUGGAGACAAGAAGUGGAAAGCAAACAGGGUCAUGAUCCACAUGCUGAAGCACCAGAACAACAACAACAGCAACAAGAAGAAGCCUCAAUUGCUGCUUUGAUUGAACAAACUGAAUCAUUGGCUGUUGAUCAGCCUGAGCCUAUUACUGCUAUGGAUCAUUAUGUACUUGCUGUAGACAAUGAACGACAAGGCAAGCUAGGGAAAGCAUUGGAUAGUUAUCGUCGUGCAUUUAAAUUGGAUCCUGAUAUUGAUUAUGCCUACAAAAAGCAUUAUCAAAAAGAAAUCUUACCCAAGAUUCAAGCAACACAAGAUCAGCCUUCUACAGAAGACUUUAAGCAUAUGAUGCCUUUGAAUAAAGAAUAUGUGGCUCCUCCUCCUACAAGCAAAGAUCCAUUAACAGACUUAAUUGAACAGUUUCUAAAUGAAGAUUUGACUUAUAUACCCAGACUGGAUUAUAAGCCUGUAUCGAUAGCUAAACUACCCAGUGAAAUUAUGUUGAAUGUACUCAAGAUCCUUGCAUUGCAUUCAGUCUCUUCUAUAUCCUAUUUUGCUACUGUAUGUAAAAAGUUCUUUUUGUAUACACGCGACCCUUCUAUUUGGCAAUAUGCUGCUGUACGUGUAUUUCGUCAACCUUCCAUGACCUUAGAAGAAUCCCGCCAAGAGUGUCUAAAGUAUGUCAAUACCUUUGAUGGUAAUUGGAUGCGCAUGUUUAUUGAUCGUCCACGUAUUCGUUAUGAUGGUGUCUAUAUCUCUAUUUGUCACUAUAUUCGACCCGGUACAUCAGAGACAGCAUGGAAUAAGCCUAUUCAUUUUGUGACUUAUUAUCGUUAUUUACGGUUCUUCCCUGAUGGUCGUAUUCUGAAGCAUGUCACCACAGAUGAACCAGCUCAUGUUGUCAAACAAUUACAGUUGGGCUAUAAUAAGAAGCAGUGCUUUCAUGGUCGAUUUAGAAUGGACUUUGAUGAUCAUAUUACCAUUGUCAUGAAGGACUAUACUAUACCUAGAGAACUCUUUCAUUUGUCACUCAAGAUCAAGACAACCCAUCGAGGAAAACAUAACAGACUGAAUUGGGAUCAUUAUGCAAGUAGCUCCAUAGGCGUGAAUAGAGACGACCAUGUCUAUGAUCUUAAGCUACUGAAGCAUUAUAUUUUUAGUCCUGUCAGAAGCUACAAGGUGCAUUAUCCAGAUGAAAUGGAACGCAUUGUAGUCGACUUGAAUGACCCUUUAACUUUUCUUUAAACUGAGAUUCAAAACAAUAAAACCACUUUCUUUUCUCUUC